AUGCAGAAGAAGGAGGACCCUGAUAUUUUAUUUCUUUUUGAAACUCGAAUGAAUAAAAAUAAGGUGGAGAAGCUCAGGUAUAUCCUUAACAUGCCCAACUUAGUGUUCAAGGCAUAUGAAGGGAAGAGUGAGGGUUUGGCUCUGUUGUGGAAGAGAGAUGUUAACCUAGCCCUGCGGUGGAUGGGGCGAAUGCAUAUCGAUGCUACUAUUACUGAGGCAGAUGGCUUUAAAUGGAGGCUCACGGGCAUUUACGGGCAAGCAAAGACGGAGUUGAAGGAAGAGACAUGGAAGCUGUUACGCACACUUCACCUCCAAGAGAAGAUGCCAUGGGUCUGUAUGGGGGACUUUAACGAGAUCCUGUACAACUUCGAGAAGCAAGGCGGGGUGCCUAGAACCCAGGCCUACAUGGACCAUUUUCAUUCUGCUUUAAACUUCUGUAAUUUGAAUGACCUCGGUUUCGAGGGUGACAUUUUUACUUGGCGCAAUAAUAACUAUCGUAUUGAUGGCUAUAUCCGUGAAAGGCUUGAUAGAGUGGUGGCUAAUGCUGAAUGGUGUAUGCGAUUCCCAGGGUACAAAGUUGUCAAUGGCUGUCCGGAGCAUUCCGAUCACCGGCCUGUGAUUCUACACGUUGAUGGUGCGCACAAGAAGCCCCGGCCACAACCAAACAAUCUAAACAAACGUUUUGAAGCUCGAUGGCUGUUAGAGGAGGAUUGUGAGAAGAUAGUAAAAGAGGCUUGGCAAAUGGCAAAAGAGAAUGGGGAUAGUAUGGUGGCCCAGCUCAUUAAAGCGGUGUCCAAGGAUUUAGAUACCUGGAGCAGAGAGGUGUUGGGCGACCUACAGCAGCGCAUAAAGAACUUGAAGGCUGAGUUGGAGAAAUAUAGGCAGGCUGACCUAACUGAGGCAAACAUCAGAAAGGAGCAGGUGGCUCGGGCAGGAGCUGGAGCUAACCACAACAGAGUGUUACAAGAUGUGGAGCCACGAGUUACAGACCAGAUGAACGAGAUGUUAGGUAAGGAGUACACUCCGGAGGAAAUCAAGAAAGCACUUGACGAUAUGGGGGAUCUCAAAGCCCUUGGUGCGGAUGUUAUCGCCAACCAACUCAAGAUGAUCUUGGAUGAAAUUAUCUCUGACAACCAGGGUGCGUUUGUGCCGGGACGGUUGAUAUCGGAUAAUACUAUUCUUGCCUAUGAGCUGACCCACUUCAUGAAACGGAAAAGGAAGGGCAAGGAUGUUUACAUGGCACUCAAGUUGGAUAUGAGAAAAGCAUACGAUCGUGUCGAGUUCCUCGAAGGGAUGAUGAGGAAGAUGGUGUUCAGGGAGGAGUUUGUGCAACUGAUCAUGAAGCAGGGGGAUUCUAUCUCCCCCUACCUGUUCCUUCUGUGUGCGGAAGGGCUGUCAGCGAUGCUAAACAAAGCUGAUGCGGAGAAUCAGAUUAAAGGAAUCAAACUUGCACCGACGGCACCGCGACUUAAUCAUCUGCUCUUCGCAGAUGACUCGUUACUAGUCCUAGAAGCUACUACCCAAGGAGUACAACCUAUCAACUCCAUAUUACAUGAGUACGAAGAGUGCUCUGGCCAGGUGAUUAACCGAGAAAAAUCUUCAGUGAUGUUCAGCUCCAAUGACAAGCAGUCUUGCAAGAACUUGCUCUUGCAAGAGCUCCAGCUGGGAAGCGAGUCCACGGAAGGGAAGUACUUGGGUCUACCAACCUACAUUGGGAAGUCUAAGAAGAAAUGUUUUGACUAUAUCAAGGAACGUAUCAUUGGUAGGCUUCAGGGGGGAUGGGAUCGUUGUCUCUCUACGGCUGGCAAGGAGAUAUAUGUGAAAGCCGUUGCUCAAGCUAUACCCACUUAUGCCAUGGCCUGUUUUGAUCUGACUAAGACAUUGUGUGAUGAGAUAAGCCAGCUGAUCUGUUAG
Aegilops tauschii subsp. strangulata is the source of this 1914-nucleotide messenger RNA. RefSeq lists its product as uncharacterized. NCBI's taxonomy places the organism in Eukaryota, Viridiplantae, Streptophyta, Magnoliopsida, Poales, Poaceae. Gene Ontology annotation, molecular function: catalytic activity. The record is from RefSeq and is a predicted model, not a curated record.